CAUUGAAAAUGGCGUAGGAGAUAGAAAGAAGAAGAAGAAGAUGAGGUUUUCACAGUUUUCUCUCUAGAUCUGCUGUAAAUACAGGUUUGAAGAUAAGCUUGAAUCACUUCUGUACUCUUAGAGAAGAAGAAGAAGAACAGGUACAGUUGGGUUUCUUGGUGAAGAGAUAUGAAUAAUUUAACUGUUGGAAAUGAAGAUUCUUUUGCUGAAUUUGCUGCUAACAAUGAUGUUAAGAAUUUCAAACUAUCAAUCCAGACUGAUCCGUCUGGGAUUGAUCAAGUUUGUUUAUGGUAUGGUCGUGGAAUAGGAACAAAACAGAUGAUUCUCUUACAGAGGACUCCUCUGAUGAUCGCUUGUACAUACGGUAGUCUUGAUGUUGUGAAACUCAUUCUUUCGCUGUCGAUUUCUGAUGUAAACCGCAUUUGCGGUCAUACCACAGCUCUUCAUUGUGCUGCUUCGGGUGGUUCUCCGAAAGCAGUUGAGAUUGUGAAGGUUCUGUUAGAAGCAGGGGCUGAUCAUGAUUUGAUUGAUAUAAAUGGUUAUAGGCCAAUUGAUGUUAUUGUUGUCUCGCCUAAUGUUCAUUACUCGAAAUCUUCUCUUCAAGAACUGUUAUCAACUGAUUAUAGAAGAACUGUUAAGAAAGAGUAUCCUAUUGAUCCAACUUUACCUGAUAUCAAUGAUGGUAUAUACUCAACUGAUGAAUUCAGAAUGUUUUCGUUUAAGAUUAGGCCGUGUUCGAGGGCUUACUCACAUGAUUGGACAGAGUGUCCUUUUGUUCAUCCUGGCGAAAAUGGUAGGAGAAGAGACCCGAGAAAGUAUCAUUACAGUUGUGUUCCUUGUCCUGAUUUUAGGAAAGGUUCUUGUAGAAGAGGGGAUGUUUGUAAAUAUGCUCAUGGGGUUUUCGAGUGUUGGCUACACCCUGCUCAGUAUCGAACCAGGCCGUGUAAAGAUGGGACGAGUUGUAAUCGACGAGUAUGUUUCUUUGCUCAUGCGAAAGAUGAACUUAGGCCUUUGUAUGUCAGUCCACCUAUUUCACCAUCUGGAAAUGGGAUGAUUUCGAAUGUGGGUUGGCCACAUGGAAGUAAUCUUCAGUCGAGUCGAUUGGGGUUGUCGUUUAAUGCGAGGGAUAGACUGGCCGAGGAAUUGAGUAUGAUGAACGAACUAUCAGCUCGUUCCAAUACUCUAACCCCAAUGAACUUGGAAGAACUUUUCUCAGAAUAUCAUCAACCAACGAUGUUAUCACCAAUCAACACUGUUUUCUCACCGAAAGGGAUUGUUCACUCCGGUUUUCAAAUGUCUCCAAGAAAUGUGGAUUCACCUAUGAACUCUCGUGUUUCGAUGCUAGCUCAAAGAGAGCAAUUUCGUAGCUUUAGAUCACGCGAACUUGGGUCUAGUUCCGGUUCUAUUGUUGGCUCGCCUAGCGAGUCAUGGUCUCAAUGGGGUUCUAUGAAUGGGGAGGCGGAUUGGGGUGUUCGAACUGAAGAAUUUGGUAAGUUUCGUCGAUCAUCCUCAUUUGAGAUUGAGAAUAAUGGAGAUGAACCUGAUUUAUCAUGGGUUCAUUCACUUGUGAAAGAAUCGCCACAAGAAAUGAACGAAACACAAUCUACAAAUGGUGCAAUGGAGGACUCAAACUCGAACUCAAACUCAAACAAUAACCCUCACCUAGAUCCAAUUGAUCAAACCGGUCUUGGCGCCUGGCUCGAGCAAGUGCAGCUCGAUCAACUCAUCGCUAGGUGAUCAAGUCUUUAACUUUUUUCCUAAUAAAAACUGACCCUUUUUUUGUAUGGAAAUUCUGGUUUUGGGUUUCUAUUUAUAUCAUCUUUUACCAUUAAUUGUUGCUAGCAAAUGGUAGUAGAAGAAGAAACAAAGAAUUUUUAAAAUAAAUUUAUAUAUUGCAGUCUUUAUUUAUUGCAUUCCCCUUAUGGUUACAUUUUCUGAAUCCAUUAAUUGAUGAAAUAAAGUGGUUGUUAAGGUGGUUAGCCACUA
Molecule: messenger RNA, 1986 nt
Organism: Impatiens glandulifera
Lineage: Eukaryota; Viridiplantae; Streptophyta; Magnoliopsida; Ericales; Balsaminaceae
Product: zinc finger CCCH domain-containing protein 30-like
Exons: 2
Coding region: 169-1737 (522 amino acids)
Molecular function (GO): protein binding; metal ion binding
Source: RefSeq, a predicted model, not a curated record